Molecule: messenger RNA, 729 nt
Organism: Entrophospora candida
Lineage: Eukaryota; Fungi; Glomeromycota; Glomeromycetes; Entrophosporales; Entrophosporaceae
Source: the annotation of a GenBank genome assembly
UUGCCAAUCUAAAAGAUAAAUUAAAUCCUGAUCGACAAGAUUCUCUUGAUGACUUACUCAAAGCUCAAGAAGAAUUGAGUAGAGAUAGUAGCAGUCAUCUUGCUCAAAAACAAUUAAAAAAAAAUAAAGAAAAUCUUGCUGGAAAAUUAAGUGAGAAAGAAAUUAAUAUGAUUUUGGCUAAGAAGAAAGAAGUAGUUCAGUCAGAAAUUAAACUGGAAAUAAUUCAAGAACAACUAAAAUCUCUAAAAAUUUCUUUACCAGAAAUUAUUCUAAAUACCAUACCAAAUCUGGUCUACCUUGAUUUACGUGAUAAAUCAAACUCAACUAUUGAAUCUACUGAACAGUGUUUCCCUGAUGAGAUCAUGAAUUGGACAGGGUUUGAACAAGAAGUAUUAGCCUGGCAACUGGAUGUGAAUAAUAAAUACCCAAAACCAACUUUCAGUCAGCAUCAUACCGUCACUUGCGAAAAGGACAUCUGGACAGCAUCAGAUGUGAAUAUAUUCGAGACAUUAACACUGUUUGAUCGAUCAAUUCUUUUUUUGGAUGGUCAUGCUUUAAAGGGUACUGUUGGACAGCCAGAUUUUGUAAUAGUUAACAGUGAUAUGACACUACUUGUGGUUUGGGAAUGCAAAACUAAAUGGGUUUUAAAUGUACCACCAAACAAAGAUAUUGUCUCACUCUAUUAUCAGGAAAAAGAAACUCAAGAAGGAUCAUUUAUUUAUUCUAAUG